Molecule: messenger RNA, 2176 nt
Organism: Aricia agestis (brown argus)
Lineage: Eukaryota; Metazoa; Arthropoda; Insecta; Lepidoptera; Lycaenidae
Product: solute carrier family 22 member 1-like
Exons: 8
Coding region: 138-1760 (540 amino acids)
Biological process (GO): transmembrane transport
Cellular component (GO): membrane
Molecular function (GO): transmembrane transporter activity
Source: RefSeq, a predicted model, not a curated record
CUCACGGCGCAGUGCCGCUAUCGGUCGUCAGUGUAUAUGUGUGUAUAUUUUAGUAUUUGGUUAUAUUAUGGUGCUGCUACACGUGGGGGGAGGUUGCGGCUGACAUAUAGUGAUAGCGAGUGAUAUAAUAUCACAAGAUGGCCAGCGCCGAGGAGGAGGUGGUGCAGCUGGACAGCGUGCUGCACAAGCUGGGCGCCUUCGGCCCCCACCAGAUCGUCACCAUUUGCAUGCUGGCGCUGGUGUACGCCACCAACCCCAUAUACAACAUCAACUACGUGUUCGCCGUUGAAGAGGUUAACUAUAGGUGCAAAAUCCCCACAUGCGACGUCCAGAACAUCACUUUCGCGGCACCCUGGACCAACAUCUCCUCUCCAGACCACGUGGCCGAGGGGGUGAGGCAGUGCGUCCGUCACCCGACCCUGGACUGCAGCCACUUUAACACCAGCGAGGUGGAGGCCUGCACGGACUGGGUGUACGACAUACCUAACAGUUUUGUUGCUGAGUUCGGUCUGGCGUGUCAGGACUGGAAACCUACUAUGGUGGGGACCGUGCACAGCUUUGGGAACAUGCUGGGCAUGCUGCUGCAGGGACAGAUCUCUGACAGGUUUGGUCGCAAGUUCGCAGCAGUAUUCUCUGGCACUAUGGGAGCUGUCCUGGGCUUAGCCAAGAGUUUCUCACCCAACUUCUGGACGUAUCUCGCUUUGGAGGGUUUGGAAGCUGCUAUCGGUGAUGCCUUAUCUCCGAUAUACAUGUUAAGUAUAGAGAUAGUAGAAAAGGAACGCGCGGUGUUGUACCAGACGAUUCUCUUGAACAUCUACACCGUAGGGCUUAUCGUCAUGCCCUUCAUCGCCUGGGCAGUGCCCUACUGGCGGCACUUCCUCCGAGUCAUCUACGCCCCGACCCUGCUCAUCCUCCUGUACUCCUUCUACCUGGACGAGAGCAUCCGGUGGCUGUUCAGCAAGGGCAAGAGGAACCAAGCUGUAAAACUGAUAGAGAAAAUAGCAAAGCGAAAUCACGUGAAGAUAGACAGGCAGCUCCUUAACAAAUUACACUAUAUCGACGAAGAGAAGUCGGUCAAAGUCAACCAUUUCAAGCUGCUGGCCAAGACGUUCAAAUCCAGGAUCAUGAUGCAGAGGUUUCUGGUGUGUAUGGUGUGGUGGCUGUCGGUGACCCUGAUCAACUAUGGCAUGAUGAUCAGCUCUGUGCUCAUCGACGGGAACAAGUACAUCAACUUCGCGCUACUGAUGCUGAUGGAUAUUCCCGCGAAUUUGCUGUUCGGCCUAGCGUUGUCCAAGUGGAAACGAAAGGUCCCGCUGAUCGUGUCGUUCAUAGUCGGCGGGAUAUUCUGCGUGUCACAACCGUUUAUGCCUAAAAACUACGCGUGGCUGGGCCUCUUGCUCUUCAUGGCGUUCGAACUGCUGGCGACAUUCUCGUACAACAUCGUGUACAUGUACACCUGCGAGCUGUUCCCCACCUAUACCCGAAACUCCAUGCAGGCGAUCUGCCUCGCCAUCGGUCGGGUUGGGUCAUUACUGGCGCCGCAGACGCCGUUGCUGGUCCAAUACUACUCUGGUCUACCGUCUCUGAUAUUCGGGGGCUGUUCUCUUCUAUCAGGAGCCCUGGCACUCUUCAUGCCGGAGACAGCCAACACCCAGCUACCUGAUACUGUCGACGAGGCAGAGAUGAUAGGCGAGAAGAGAGAGAAUUAUGAUGCUGCCCUGGAGAAACUGAACACGGAACAAACGAAGAUAUACGAGUGACAGAGAAGGAUAAAAGAGUGAAAUGGAUAUCGUUUAGUUACUCUACCCUUAACUUUUAUGUCAUGAGCCUUCUGCUAUUUUAAUUCAGCAUAAGUUUUGAUCCAGUCUAGACCUGUCACACUCAAAUGUCUACAUUCCUCACGAAUCAAAACGCGUUAGGAGACUUUCAUAUCCUCGCAGCAAGCGACCGCGAGUCGCGCCCGACAAAACUUCAAAUAAAAUGCAAUUUUAUGACUUUAUAAUUUUUUUGUCGGUCGCGGUCACUUGUCGCGAGGAUCGUAAAGCCACCUUUACAUUAACUUUGUAGUUUUAUUAUACCGAAACUAUAUUGUAAGAUUAUUUAAUAUCAUAACUGAGGUACAACUACAUACAUAGAUCAAGAUACAUACCGCAUGUCGCUCCAUUUGUAUGAAAAC